Camelina sativa (false flax) is the source of this 788-nucleotide messenger RNA. RefSeq names its product small ubiquitin-related modifier 1-like. Lineage: Eukaryota; Viridiplantae; Streptophyta; Magnoliopsida; Brassicales; Brassicaceae. The record is from RefSeq and is a predicted model, not a curated record.
AUGAUAAAAUCUUCUUCUUUUAUAUCUACAAGCGGAGGUAUUCUUCUACCUCGUUUCCUCCGACGGAAUAGUUCUUAUUAGUCGUUAAUUUCCUUCUUCACUACCUAAACAAUUGAUUCUUCUUUCUUUUUCUUUUUCACUUUGUUAUUAUCCUCAUCUUCUCACUGUUAAGGUAGAGGAGAAUCUGGAGAAAGUGAAUUCUCGGUUUAGAUGAUCGAUUUUCUUAUUGGUUUAGACCGGUAUGUCGGGGUGCCAAUUCCCGCACCAACAGACGGCAACUGCAGCAACAACAAUGAAGGAGGAGUACCCGAUCACGAAGAGAACAAAAUCGUACUCCAAGAUGAUAGUGUGAGACACUUCAAGAUGAAAAGAACCAUGAGGUUUAAAAAACUCAUGAAAAGCUACUGUGAGCUUCAAAAUCUUGAUUUCUACAACAUCGUCUUCUUCUGCUAUGCUCGUCGUCUCAAUCCUGAACAAACACCUGAUGAGCUUGAUAUGGAAGAUGGAGAUGAAAUCGAAGCAUUUAUUGGUUGGCCGAUGUAGCGAGGACUUGAUUCGUAACAUUAUUGUUACCAUCAUAUGUGAAUGUGUUUUAUUUCUAUUACUAGUUUUGUAUGGAUCGUUGGUGGUUGAACUCAUAAUUGAUCAUGUGUUUUUUGUGUCAGUUGAUCAUUGACAUAGUGGUAUCUGUGGAGUUUGGGAAGAGAAUUUAGACGAAGAUUAUUGUCUUUCCAAGAGAUCUUUUUGAUGAUCAUAAGGUUGUUAUGUAGUAUGUUAUGCAUGAUCUA